Messenger RNA from Xyrauchen texanus (razorback sucker), 6877 nucleotides. Its product is annotated as tyrosine-protein phosphatase non-receptor type 4-like. The record is from RefSeq and is a predicted model, not a curated record. Lineage: Eukaryota; Metazoa; Chordata; Actinopteri; Cypriniformes; Catostomidae. Gene Ontology annotation, molecular function: protein tyrosine phosphatase activity; cytoskeletal protein binding. The transcript is spliced from 27 exons. The coding region runs from base 336 to 3134 and encodes 932 amino acids. Gene Ontology annotation, cellular component: cytoskeleton; cytoplasmic side of plasma membrane; cytoplasm. Gene Ontology annotation, biological process: protein dephosphorylation.
CCAGAGACAUAUGCAGGAUUAUAGAGCAAAAUAGCGGCCACAGAAAGAAUUGCAAUCGCUUUCGGGAUUUUUAUUUAAUGCACUGCACCUAAGAAGAUACCCGGAUUGCAUUUCCCUUUGGAAUUAUCAUUUAUAACUGUGCCAGAGGCCUCUUUGAAAUAAAUGUUAUGUGAACCGUCUACAGCAAUGUGGUUAUCAUUUUCAUGCGGAUGAGCUACUGUUGUGUCUUUCUCCUCCCCCCUCCCUCCUCCUAUUCUGCUUUCAUCAUAAUUCAAGAUCAUCUUUACAUCAUUGGACUCUCCUGACCUGUAUAUGAAGACGGAGUCGGGACCGUGAUGACCGCCCGCUUCCGGUUGCCUGCUGGCAGAAGUUACGAUGUGGGAGCGUUGGAGGAGGCCAGAGAAAGACAGCACAUGCAGGUGGUGUGUAACGUUUUACUAUUGGACAACACAGUGCAGAGCUUCAGAGUUAAUAAGCAAGAUCAGGGGCGAGUCCUGUUGGACGUAGUGUAUAAACACUUGGAGCUAACCGAGCAAGACUACUUCGGCCUUCAACUACCAGACGAUUCCUGUGACAGCCAGAAGUGGCUGGAUCCAAACAAACCUGUUAGAAAACAACUGAAAAGGACGACUCCACAUAAUUUGAGGUUCAGGGUGAAGUUUUUCGUGAGCGACCCCAGUAAACUACAAGAAGAGUACACAAGAUAUCUGUACUUUCUGCAGUUGAAACAGGAUAUUCUGACGGGAAGGCUUCCAUGCCCUCAGAAUACUGCAGUUAUUCUGGCGUCUUAUGCUGUUCAAGCUGAGUUGGGGGACUACAGUCACUCUGAACAUUUGCCCGGGUACCUUUCCGAGUACAGCUUCAUUCCCAACCCACCACAGGACUUUGAGAAAGAGGUCGCCAAACUUCAUCAAGAGCACAAUGGACUCACACCAGCUCAGUCCGAAUUUAACUACUUGAAUGCUGCGCAGAUGCUAGAGUUGUAUGGCGUGGAAUUGCACUAUGCUCGGGACCACUGUAACACAGAGAUUUACAUUGGAGUUUUGUCUGCUGGCAUCUCCAUCUAUAAGGACAGGGUACGAACCAGCCACUUUCCAUGGUUGAAAAUUGUAAAAAUAUCUUUUAAAUCUAAACAGUUUUUUAUCCAACUAAGGAAAGAACUGAAUGAGAAUAGAGAGUCUUUACUGGGCUUCAACAUGAUGAACUACAGAGCUUGUAAGAACUUAUGGAAGGCCUGCGUGGAGCAUCAUACAUUCUUCAGACUCGAGCGGCCCAUGCCUCCCGAGAGAAGCCUCUUCCUGCAGUAUUUCACCCUUGGAUCCAAGUUCCGCUACUGCGGGAGGACAGAGGUGCAAUCCGUACAGUAUGGGAAGGAAAGAGGCAACAAGAACAGAGUUUUUGUGAGGUCACCGAGUAAACCUUUGGUUCGGAGGCUCAUGAGUGGUUUGGACUGGGAGACCGUCAGCAGGAACUCUCUCUCGGACGAUCGACUGGAAACCCAGAGUCUGCCCAACCGUUCCCCACCAGACUCGCCCAAUCACAGUAACUCCCUGUUUACCGCUGAGGGCACGCGGGUCAGGCCGUCCUCCAUUGGUCACCUAGUUGACCAUGUGAUCGAUGACUCACCAUGUCAGACAUUCACUAAUCACAAGUCUGCAUCAUCCACGCAGGCCAACAGCAUCAGUCUGGACUCGACACCGUCUUCAGAUGUAACAACUGAUGAACAGCCGCCCGAGCUGCCCCCAAAACAGACCAGAAAAGACCCUCUCACCCACAAUGGCGGAUCACAGUCCCAACUAGACGACCAUAUCAGUGAAUUAUACAAUGUACCUGCGGCGUCUGGAAAAAGCAUGAAUGGAGCGGUACCUCAUGACAAUCUCGUCCUGAUUAAAAUGAGGCCAGACGAAAACGGACGAUUUGGAUUUAACGUUAAGGGUGGCGCCGAUCAGAGGAUGCCCAUCAUAGUGUCCCGUGUGGCUCCAGGAACUCCGGCUGAUAUGUGCAUGCCGCGCCUGAACGAGGGCGACCAGGUCGUGCUGAUUAACGGGCAUAAUAUCUCUGAGCAUACUCAUGAUGAUGUGGUUAUGCUAAUCAAAGCCAGCUGUGAGGACCAAUCAGGAGAGCUCAUUCUGCUUGUCAGACCCAAUGCGAUCUAUGAUGUCGAUGAAGAACAGGAGAAGUUGGACCUGGAACGGGAUUUCCAGUACAUUCCUGAGACUUCAGACCUCAACAAAACCCACUUACAGGUCGACAGUCUGAAAUCCUCCAUUAAGCUGCUGAAAGACAGUCUGUCCAGCGGGACCAUUCUUGCACAGUUUGAUCAACUAUACAGGAAACGGCCUGGGAUGCCCAUGUCAUGUGCUAGAUUACCGCAAAACGUCUCGAAAAAUCGUUAUCGGGACAUUUCUCCAUAUGAUGCCACUCGAGUCAUAUUGAAGGGGACGGAUGAUUAUAUCAAUGCAAAUUACAUCAACAUGGAGAUUCCUUGUAAAAGUGAGGUAAAGCGAUACAUCGCUUGUCAAGGGCCUCUUCCUGGUACCUGCUCUGACUUCUGGCAGAUGGUGUGGGAACAGAGCGCCACCCUAGUGGUCAUGCUUACAACGCAAGUUGAACGCGGCAGGGUGAAAUGUCAUCAGUAUUGGCCAAACCUUUCUGCAAGUGGCACCUACGGGGGCUUCCAGGUGACGUGUGUAUCAGAGGAAGGGAACUCUGCAUACCUGAUCAGAGAUUUGACCCUUUCACACCUGAAGAGUAACGAAGAGAGGCACAUUUGUCAGAUGCAGUACUUGGCGUGGCCGGAUCACGGCGUACCCGAUGAUUCGUCAGACUUCCUGAGCUUUGUCAGUCACGUACGCAGCAAACGAAGCGAUGCAGAAGAACCGGUGGUGGUGCAUUGCAGCGCUGGGAUUGGUCGCACUGGCGUUCUUAUCACCAUGGAGACAGCAAUGUGUCUGAUCGAGAACGGACAGUCAGUGUAUCCCUUAGACAUCGUAAGAACCAUGAGAGACCAGCGUGCUAUGAUGAUUCAGACUCCUAGCCAGUACCGCUUCGUCUGCGAAGCUAUUUUGAAAGUUUACGAGGAUGAAAUCGUAAAACCAUGCGAGACUGAAACUCCCAGUGAAAAGGAAGAAUGAACGGUGCCCUUCAGUAUUGCUGAUGUUCUUCUGUGAUUUACAACUACUGCCAGUGAGAACUGCUCUCAGCUCGCUGUCUCCCCCUGCUGGGCGGCAGCGGACAUGACCGCCUGCAAGCUAGAAUACAGUCAAAAAAGCACUAUUGCACUUUACAGCGACAAACAAUGACUUAAGUGGAUUUUUCAUUAAAAGAAAACAAGUAUCAGGUUACUGAUUAAUAGGUACUGUUGAUAAAAAGAAACUCGCUUUUGCUUUCGUGCCAAAAGCUGAAAUGAGCCACAGUCAAUGUCGGCAUGAAUUUUCGCAGCUAACGACAACAUUUUACAUUUUCUUAGCUAUUUAUUUGUUUAUUUUUUUAACAGUGGUCUUAAAAACAAUGGGUGCUCACCCCUUUCUCUUUCUUUUGUCCUGACUGUGACUGUAAGCGUUUUAACGGUUAAGUUUAAAACUUGAAGUUGAAGUGUGUAGUUUCCACCAACUAGUGGCACCAAACGGAAUUGCAAAGACAACGUAGUAAUGACUGUUUUCAAGCAGGUUUCUCAAACACUCCUAUUAGUCAAACAAACAGAGAGUCCCGCCCCAAACUUACGCCAUUGGUUGAGUCAACCACUGCUCAAACGAACAGCUUACAAGUUGAAAUUAACUUACGAAUGGCCUACUUACAGUUUAUUACGCUAAAGUAGGCGAAAGUAAAUUAACACUGAAAUAAAUGACACACUUCGGCUUCAAGUUUAAAUAAAAAAAAUGUUUCUCAAAGGUUUCAGCUUCAGCUAGUUUUGACCCCAACGCUUUGAAGAUAGUCUCAUCGUUUGUUACUUUACACAUUUUCAACGGAAAUAUCAAAGUUUUACCGAAAUUAACAGGCACCAGCUUCGAGUUCGCUACACUGAAAAUGAGUCGAAGUUUCUCUCUGUUUGCCUCAAACUGAUUGGUGGGCUGCUUUGACUAAUCGAGUAUUUAUUGUGAGGGCAUGAGUAGUGUGUGAAAUGUCGGUCGUCUUUAUCGUUAAAUAUGCAACAGGCAGCUGUUUCGCUCUACGAUCCACGUCUGUAGGAUCUUGGAAGCAGAUUUUUAUUUUAAAUUUAAAGCUGUGAAUUUUUGCAUUGACUGGAAACGGCUAGUUUUCAACCGAUAGGUACUUUGGACGUAAAUUGAGAUGCUGUAAAAGCGUAGAGUCACCGUUUUCACUGAGACGCUGUCUACUAUUCGUUCCCAUAUAUUGCUUAAGAUAUAAACAUCCUUAAAGCAAGUUACAUUUACUUGAGAAUAAAAAAUGCAUAAGAUAAUAAGAAAUAGGUUUUAUGGGCCAAUGGGAUAAGAAAAAUAAACAAUUCAAGAUGUAUUCUCUGAGAACAAGUUUUUAAUAUCUUAUGUAAUUUUGCUUCUAAUGUAAAUUUGUCUUGAUUUUAAGUAUUUUUAGAUGUUUUUUUUUUUACAGGAAAACAAGACAAAAAUAUAUUAUUAUUUUUUUUUGCAGUGAAUAUCACCAUAUGGUCUCAAAUGUUAAUUUCCUCCAUGUUUGCGGUCAAAUACUCCAGACUAUUAUUGCAAGCAAUGGGUUAGCUUAGCGCCCGUUUCACACAUACUCAGUUUGCAGUGCGUAUGCGGUGCAUAUUUUUUUCCGUACCCAUGCUAACAGGUUAGAGCUUUUACACUGCAUGCGGAUGCAGUCCGUCGAUCCGUUCCAGUUGCGGUGCGUAUACAGCAGUGCAGCGCUCGUUUCCGCACCGAGUCUAUUUUUGCUGUGCUGCACCGCACUGAAUUAAAGUGGCAGCGCAUUGUUCACAUUAAAAUAGACAUAGAUUGUCAGGAAACUGUAAUAAUUUCAUCAUAUACGCAUAAUUACAGUUAAUGUGUUCUACAGUUACUAAAUUACAGGGUCAAGAAAAACAAAAAAGUAUGAUUAUAGUCCCAAAAGUUGCAAAAUGCCAUCAUAUAGGAUUUUUUUACUCUAAAAAAAGACAGAGUGAACGCAAAUGCGUCUCAUUCUUCUCCUUAGCAACAGAUAUAGCGCGAUAGCUUUUCUUCAACUCGAACUACAUGUAAAACAAAGAAUCACAAUGAUUAAAAUGAAUUUUCAUACUGUUUCAAUGCCUUAAACAAUCUCAAAUUUAACGUUUGGGUUUAAAAUCAAAAUUCCUUACACAUUUUUGAUUUUGUGGCACACAGAAACCGCGGAUCAGUAGCGCACUGCAAACGCAGCAUAUGUGAAAGCACUAUAGCACGUGCUGCUCCUGUACCGGAUACGCACCGGAUACGCACCGGAUACGCACCGGAUACGCACACGGAGUAUGUGUGAAACGGGCGUAAGAUUUCAGUUGUACAAAUAUGACGUUACACAAAUAUUUUGCAUCCUUCGCCAAGUAGAAAUAUCGGUGCUCCACUCCAUAAAGAGUACAGAUUGAAAUUCUGCUUAUCAUUGAUUAUGCAUAUCCCAGAUCUUCUCUUAUCUUACUGGUUCCCUGUUAGCUACCACCUGUAAUCUACUCUAUCAUGUUUAUGUGGUCAUAGUUCUGGCUGUAGAACACAAUAGAGAUGAUGGGUGCAUUUACAGAAGUCGUUGCGCUUUUUAAAGUUUUAUUGACCGCAAGUGCAGAUGCAUUUUACAAACCCUUGCGGAUCUGCUCUUUUAGCCUGUAAUGAUCAAUGAGCCUUAUUCAUAAAACGUGCAAAACUAAUUCCAUUGUAAAUUGUUCAUAAAAUCGUUCUUCCGGAAUUUGCCAACGCAUCAGUUUUCGUAAGUACGGUUUUCCCGAACGAUUUGCAUACAUUUGUUUUGCUUGUGUAAAACUAUUUUUACGGUGCGUAAUCACGAAACGUAAAGUUCUCGUUUUCUGUAUUUUUGAGGGAAUGUUUAUGAAUUAUGGCGCAAUUCAAAAUUUAUACCGUUUUUAACGCAACGGUCCAGAUCAUCUCGAUUGUUUACGAACAUGACUUCUAUGGCACUUCUGGUCGCUAAAGAGCUAAAGUACGCUGUACGAUGUUUCGCGGUGCCAUUGCGUAAACUAUUUGGCGUCAAGGACCAAUCCCGCCCACCGUUUUGAAUGUUAGCCGACUUUGCUUCAGUGGUACGUCGUUAUAGCGCUGCAGCUAGAAAUUUACUACCAAUGUCGCAUUGGAAUUUUUGUAUUUAAAGAAAAAAAUACAUGAAAAAAGGACAGCACUUUGCAACUGACUACGGUAGUCUGCUGUGCUACUGUAGAAUUUAUACUGUAAUUGUGAGAUGGGGAAAAAUAUGCUGUUUAAUUAUAUUUAUGUUAAGAAAAUUGGCAAAUACCGACACUUGUGGGGGAUGGGGACUCUUAACUACAUGGUGUCAUAUGUGAAAUAUUUGUAAAUACGAUGUUAUAUAUUAAAAGUGUUCUGAAAAUAUAUAACUGUGGUUGUUUUUGUUUAAUAUACAUUUGUAUGUAUUACAGCUGUGUUUGUGAGAGAGAACGCUUGUCUUUUGUACCGACUGUUUAGUUUUCCUCUCGUCUUUUGGCACUUGUGUGCGUCAAAUCAAAUAUAAUACAGCUCAGUUUUUAUUUCAGUGUUUGUGAAAUAUAUCUGGAUCUCCUCAAUGAAAUGUAAGAAAGAAAACACACUUUUAAUUUCGCAGCUUGUACUUUUAUUUUAUGUUGUAUGAUUAACAAGAGGUGAACAGGAAUAAUUUAGCCAUAUUUAGACCGAAAAUAUAUGCUGCCGUUUUUACUUCCUCACGACAUCGACAUCCUCAGUGCGAGAAACGACUUUUCCGUCAA